CAGCGUCGCGGCCGACUGGGGGUGGCGCCACAGGUCCUCCGCCUGCCGUGCCGACGGGCAGGGGCCGGGGGCCGAUCCUGCGCCGCAGGUUGCAAUCAGCAGGAGCCGUCCACACGGCGGGUGCGCUGUGAGCAGAGCCCGGGCCGCGGCUGCUGGGAAGCCCCGGGGUUCCAGGGCGGGCAGAGGGCAAGGAGCCCUGUGACCAGACGCCAGCUGGCUCCCGGGGAGCCCCGCAGGCUGACUCACCAAGAUCGUCACUAUGACCGAUGGGGACUAUGAUUAUCUGAUCAAACUCCUGGCCCUUGGAGAUUCAGGGGUGGGGAAGACAACAUUUCUUUAUCGAUACACAGACAAUAAAUUCAAUCCUAAAUUCAUCACGACAGUAGGAAUAGACUUCCGGGAAAAACGUGUGGUUUAUGAUGCACAGGGACCAAAUGGAUCAUCGGGGAAAACAUUUAAGGUGCACCUUCAGCUCUGGGACACCGCAGGACAAGAGCGAUUCCGGAGCCUCACCACUGCAUUUUUCAGAGAUGCCAUGGGUUUCUUAUUAAUGUUUGACCUCACCAGUCAACAGAGCUUCUUAAAUGUCAGGAACUGGAUGAGCCAACUGCAAGCAAACGCUUACUGUGAAAAUCCAGAUAUAGUAUUGAUUGGCAACAAGGCAGACCUGCCAGAACAGAGAGAAGUCAAUGAACGGCAAGCCCAGGAGCUGGCUGACAAAUACGGCACACCGUAUUUUGAAACAAGCGCAGCGACAGGCCAAAAUGUGGAAAAAGCUGUGGAAACCCUUCUGGACUUAAUAAUGAAGCGAAUGGAGCAGUGUGUAGAGAAGACACAAAUUCCCGAGACUGUCAACGGUGGAAACUCCGGAAAGCUAGAAGGGGAAAAACCGGCAGAGAAGAAAUGUGCCUGCUAGACUGUGCACAGGAACCGGUCAUCAAGAACCCCGCCCCAACAGUGCUUCCAAAGGCCGUGACAAACCACAGAGUCGCUGUUGCGUAGACCAUACAUAACGGCAUGUCUUUGUUUUUCGGACAGAAAUCUAUUAUAAGAAACCGGAAUAGUCAACAGUGUUCAAAAGAAUUGGCCAGGUGUCCCUGGGGCCCCUCCAACGAGAUCAGAGGUCUCCUAAUGUGACCUCACCAUUGUGAUGCUCAGUUUGUUUUUCUUGUAAAGACAAGUAUAUAAGAAAGUACAUGAGAUAAAAUGGCAGGGAGUUUUAAAACAGAACAGAAAUGACCAUGACAUAUUGGGAAAAGGGAUCAUUUACAAAGGGAGAACAAAGAAAGAUGAUUUUUUUCCAAAAGAUUAGAUUUACUUCUCCCAUAGAGUCUAAUUCAUACAUUUAGGUUUACUUUGGGUGAAACAUAUAUUAGCUGGAAAUGGAUGCACAAUAAAGAAUUCUAAAUAGGUCACUGACAAUGACAUUGUUAGGUACACCCAACAGGCGGUACCAAGGUGACUAACUUACUGGGAUAGUUUUGAGAAGAUGAAGGUCAGACUUCUGCUGAAAUGGGUAGUAAUGCCAUUUUUUAUAUUCUUAAUAGAGAGACAAGAUAGACGGAUAGACAAGAACAGGACUGUGAAACAAAGUACAAGAGGAAUUCCCUGGGAGAGAAAUGCAAGUAUGGGAACAUGGCAUUUGGACAAAUGAAAUUAAAUGUAUCUGGUACAGAUGUCUGGAAGAGUUACUUAGGCAAAUUUCAUGCAAGCCUAUUAGAAGUUGACCUUAUCAGUUGGGAUUAAGAGACUCUCCAGAGAUUCCCAUUUCAAACAAACUUUUAAAAAUAAGUUCACUCUUCAGCUUCAUAUUUCAUCUUACUUAGCGAAUGGUGAUAGUCACAAAGAGAAAGUAAAGAUUGCUGUGUAUUAAAUAUUUCUUUAAAAAGGCCACCAGGAAAAACUAUUUCACCUAAAAUAUUUUUAGAUUAAAAUAUGCUGGUGAUAUGAAACAAAAAGUGACUAUUAAUUGUGGGUUUCUUUUUCAUUUACAAAAGCUCUGGAGACGCUAAACUGCAUUUUUCCACUUCAACCCACCUCCAAACCUGGCUUUGAAUCGAUUGUAAAUACACAGGUGUAUCCCUUUGUAGAUCAAUGACAUCAAAAUAAUGAUGGAUCAAUUUUAUGGUCACUCUAGAUUUUCGUGUUAUUAAUCGCAUAGAUAUCGAUACCUCAUGCUAUAUUACAGUAUGUUUAGCAUUUGCUUUUAUUUUACCUAAAGCAAAAUAUGCAUGGUUGAACUCUUUUUGGGAGUUGGACAGAGAUGGAGCUGUAUCUUAUCUCACCAAAAAUUUGGCUAAUCAAUUUUUUUUUCACAUAAAGCUGCUUUUUCUUUCUAAAGAUGAUCACAAAAGUGUUUUCAAUUGGCCUAUUGUUGUGCCUAAACAAAUAUUACAUUAAUUUUUUAUCUUAGUUUCUGAUAAACAUAAGCAAUUCUUACUCAACUAUUCUUUAAAUAUUUCAGUCAAUUCUACCAAUAACAAAGGCAUCACACUUCAAGUUUUCUCUUUUUAUCAUGCAUAUAUGACUUUUCGUAUAUGAUCUUCCUACAGAAUUUUGUCAAUUAAACUUCAUUUUUCCAUACUCUGUGCAUAUUGUUAAGUUAUGAGCAUUGGAAACCCUAAAUUCCAGCUCACCCCCUUAACUUCUCCUUACCAACCCAUAUCUGGUAUUGAAUCCAUUUUAGGAACACAGAUCCACAGGAUUGUCUAUAAUAUUCUUCGGCUGUACUAGACCCAGAAAUGUGCCAUGAAUUAAGGCAAUUUGGGAGCUUUGAUGGGGUUAGCCCCUUGUGAAUUUCUCAGUGUUAAGUGCUCAGUUCCUCUGAUUCCUACAGCAUGAUGCCAGCUUCUGAGCUCCAUCGUGGGUAUUUCCUCCAAUGGCGUUUUCCUCUGUGUUGCUCUUCAUGACCUCAGUGUCUGGAGUCAUGAAGCGAGAAAGCUACUAGCUAAUGUGCUUUGUUUGGAAGGAAAGUGAACACAGUAUAACCAGUGCUGUGGCAAAAUCUGGUGUGCUUUGUGGUCAUUGUAUCAACUUCUUUGCAUUCAGAUUGAUGCCCCUUUUGUAUUUCCUUAACAGGGAAUGUUUAGCUUUCUAAAAUCCUAAAGGUAUUCUAUUUGGGAAUAUGUCUUUCUGUGUCUCGUCAUUUUCCAGUUGUAUGAUCAAUUUACUUAUGCCAAAAUUGUGUCACUGCCGGUAUUUAACAAGCAUUUACUCAGGGUCUAUUUUAAGAUCAUUAUUUGAUAGCUGUAGCAUGAAGCAGAGGGUGAUAAUGCCUAGAAUUAUAGAAGUGUGACUAUAAAAUUAACAAUUAUUGGGUAAUAAUUUCAAGAGGAGUGAAUUUUAAAACAGACAAGAGAAUUAAUUUAAAAUAGUAUUUACUACUUAUAAAGACCUCGUCUAAAAAAAUAUUUUCUCUGUCAAGGUUGACCUCUGACCCCAAAUUCUGGGUAACCAUUGAGAAAUUCUUUCACUCUUUAUUCUAGAGGUAAUCAAUCCAUAGAAUUCAUCUUAACAAUUUCAAACUGAUUUGAGGCCUUGAAGUAAGCGUACAGACUGCUCUAAAGAACUGCACACCUCUUUAAUCUACAAUGGCAUGUAUUUUUAGCCCAAGAUAUCUCCUGUUACUUAUUAUUUCCCAAUGCUUUAGGAAACCAUAUUGUAUUUUGGAGAAAUAUUUAAAAUGGACAUGAAAUUCCUUUCUGUGACCAAAUUUGUCUCCAACGGCCUUGCUCAUUUCCCACGUCAUGAUGCAGGAAGGCGUCACAGAGACACUAAAACAAAGGUAUUCUGAUGUCUUCAGCAAAGGUUAGAAGGAUGUUACUGGAAUAUGUAGUUUAUUUUCACUGUCUCCUGGUCUCCAGAUUCACUUCGCAUGGAGUGGGCACUGCUUGAGACUGUAAUUAUAUACAUGUUUACCCUUCAACGUGAAAGAAAAAAAUCCUCUGAAAAAUGUAUCAAAAAUAGUUGAGAGGGCAUGUUUGUCUUGGGAUCACAAGGGUAACAAGUCACAAAUUGGCAGAGGAAAUCUUAGAUGGUGGGAAGUGAGCUUGUUGGUCUCUAUAUAAGAACUUCAAAAUUUUGGCAAGUUCCACUUUAAGCCAAUUUUCUAUCAUUUCCAUACUAUCAGCUAUCUUACUGCAAAAAACUCAAAACCAGAGUUUUCUACAGUAAUGGUUUCUACUGUUAUUUUUAACUAGAUUGAUCAGACAUCCAUGGGUGUCUUUGUUAUGCUUCUAGUAUGAGUUAUUCUCUACCAACCUGUACGAUGGGAAGAACUGGGCAAGAGUUUUAAUCAGCUCUUUCUUGUCUCCUUUAUAAGAGAGAGAAGCUUGGCCAUAGAGAAGACUGUGACUACACUGAAAAGUAAUUUAAUAACAGCCUACAUACUCUUUAAACUGUAAAUUGAGUCCAUGGGGAAUCAUUUGAUGAAACUCAUCUAUUCUCACCAAAGGACUGAGAGUAGCAGUUAGAAAACAAGAAGCAGUGUGUGUAAUAGACACAGUGCGUACCUAGGGGUCAUGUAUAAACUGGAACCUUGUGUCCAUGAAACAAGAUUGUUCACUGUUCUAUAUGUCUGUUCACUUAAAAAACCCAAUGUGUAUUACAUUGAAUCGCUGAAGGGAAGUUCUCAUCCAUAAAGAAUUUUGCAGUUGUAAUCUAAAACUCAUGUAAAGAGAUAAUAAUUGAAGUUUCUGGUUCCCUAAGAUACUUAAUAACUUUAAAAAAGGAAGGUCUGAGAGCUGAUGUUAGCCAAAGUGAUAAAAAGUCAUCUUUCACCCUCUACUGCCAAGCUUUAAAGUAUUAAAAAGAAAUAUAGUAUAUUUGAAUAUUAUAGGGAAAGCUUUAUCAUUUAUAAAGAUGCCAAGAUGCUGUCUAUACUUGAAAAGUUUGUCUAAGAACUCAUCAAAAGCUGUAUUUUCUUGAUCUUUGACCAAAAUUAUAGAUGCUUAUUUCUGGAAUAGUGCUAGCUCUUGAACAUGGAAAGUAGUUAUAGAAUAUUAUCUGAGAUAAGGUUGUCUCAAUGCUUUAUAAAUCCAUGGGGAUACUUGCCUCAUAAAAUAGAACUGAUAAAAAUAAUUGUUAGAUAUAUAAGGAAUUUUAUAAAUUCAUUGAUUUAGAAUUGGGUAGAGACCCAACCAAGAUGACAUUGCUGAGCAAGAACUAUAAAGAAAGAUUAGAUUUAAAGGCUAAGUAGAGUUCUUAAAAUGACAGAACAUGGAGAUGGCCAUACUUAAGAGGUUGAUUUUUUUAGGUAGGAAAAAGAAAUGACUUAGUAACAGAAAAAGUUUUUGUAACUAGGUGCAUGACAAAUAUUUAUCCAUCAUUUUUAUCUACCAAGUAGAAGUUCAUGCUUUUAGAACUAAGCUAAAAAAAUAAACACCAAAUAUUUCAUUAUUGGCAUCAAAUUUUGAGAAACUUAAAAACAUUCUGAUUGCUCCCCUAAAUCUAAUUUUCUCAGAAAUUGCACUUUGAUGGAUUUUUCAAGGAGUAGCAUCACAAAAUGUUUUUCUGUGGAGCUCUUUUUACCAACCAUCUAUAGCUGAGAUCUUUUCUCAUUUCAUAUACAGAGAGAACAAAAAGCAAACAAAACAUUAGUACCAAAAGAGUGGAUUUAAAAGGGUAUCAUCUUUUGAAGAAAAAAAACUAUGUAUAUACAAAGGAAUCAUCUUUGGAUUGUCAUUUCACUUGUUUUCCAGUUCAUUUGCUUUCCAACAGGCUAAGGAGAUUACGGCUAAUAUUUCUCCCUUAGUCUUUAAGGAUCAUUAGUAAAUUCUUUAGGAGUGGGAAUGUCUGUCCUUAACCUAAUGGACCCCUUAUUUAACCUCGGGCUCUUGUCCUAUGUCUGUUGACAUGUCCAUAUAGUGGUUGUCCCUAACAAAGUAGUAACACAUGCUUAUCUUUAUCCUCUGUUCUCUUCAGGCUAUUUUUCCAAACUCUCUUUGAGAAGAAGGCUAGCAAUGCAGAAAGGCAAGUGGCCAGAAAGAACCAUUUGGGGACCAUGUGCACGUCAUUUAAUAUCUUAGUGGCUUCUCUUUAUAUGUGCUUAUAAAUCCUGUGUGCCUCUCAGAACUCAUGAUAGGCUUACAGGAGAACAUAUACAAGAAACUGGUUUGUAAAUUAUGUUCCAUGAAUAGACACAAUUAUCACAAGCUAAGAAUAAUAAAAAAUUAGUCAUUAUUUAAACCACUUGUGAAAAGAAAUGUCAUAGCAGGAACAAAACACUAAUUUUAGUAGUGGUAUUAGGAGUUACAAAUGGUCAACUUGAGGUCAUUGUAUUUGAUUGAAAAUGUUUAAUAUAUCUCCUUAUUAAAAAAAUGAGUUCUCUUUCAUUUUGUAUGUCAUCUUAUAUUUCUUUCAAGGAGUCCAGUUACAUUCUAGAUAUCAUAUAUCAACUUGGUCAAAAUCCUCUGUGUACAACUAGGGCUUCUGUAUCUAUAGCUCUGUAAAAGAUACUGACUGCAUCUGAAAUUAUUUAAGAAAAGUUAUUCUGCUGACCGUGUUAAAAGUAGACAAUAUUCUGAUAUAACACUGAAUGAAGUGCUUCACUGUAUAUCCCAAUGGUCUACCUUUAAGCGAUAUUAUCUUCAUUUUUAGUCUAACCACAUUUGAUUGCUUUGUCUGUUAUUUACACAGGUCCCUGUUUUGUCCAGUGCUAUGAAUGUAAAUUAAAACCUUAAACAUGGAGUUUUUAUUCUGUGUGCCCCUGAAUAGACUGUGGUGCCUGACAAACACAAUUAGGUCAUUAUUUUGUUGUACUAAAGUUCUAGUGGCUUCAGAAAUCAUAGCAUCCAAUGAUUUCGUGGUGUCUGGUUUUGAAUACUAUGGUUGAGAACUGUAUUCAGUGAUUGUUUCUGCAUACUUUUCAAAUAAAAACGCAUUUUUAUCAGUUA
Molecule: messenger RNA, 6893 nt
Organism: Manis javanica (Malayan pangolin)
Lineage: Eukaryota; Metazoa; Chordata; Mammalia; Pholidota; Manidae
Gene: RAB27B
Product: RAB27B, member RAS oncogene family
Molecular function (GO): GTPase activity; GTP binding
Source: RefSeq, a predicted model, not a curated record